Lycium barbarum (goji berry) is the source of this 813-nucleotide messenger RNA. Its product is annotated as histidine kinase CKI1-like. Gene Ontology annotation, biological process: phosphorelay signal transduction system. The transcript has a single exon. The record is from RefSeq and is a predicted model, not a curated record. The coding region runs from base 1 to 813 and encodes 270 amino acids. Gene Ontology annotation, cellular component: nucleus. Lineage: Eukaryota; Viridiplantae; Streptophyta; Magnoliopsida; Solanales; Solanaceae.
AUGAAUAUAAUAGGCUUAAAGGUACAUGUCGUUAAUCGACACGGGAAGUUUUCUCAAACUCUGGAGAAGGUAAAAAGGAAUAUAAUCAACUUUGCAUCAUACAACUCCUCAUCCUCAGGAAAAUCGAAGGAAAUUCCCCUAAGUGCUUUAGAUGGAACAGAUAAUGAUGAUAGGGGCAGAGGACUUAUAAGAUUCAUCUUGAUUAUAAUUGACACAAGUGUUGGACUAACUCGAGAAAUAAGCCGUGCUAUGGCUGAUUACCGAAAAGACUUCCCUAAGAAUGUGUCCCUUCGAGUUGUUUGGCUUGAUAAACCAGGUGUAGACGAGGAUAAGCUACCUUCAACUGACAUAUUCAUCGCAAAACCACUACAUGGUUCUGAUUUAUAUCGUGCCCUCGAAUUUGUACCAGAGUUUAGAGAUAAAUUUUUACCACCAACCGUCAUACAAGAAGAAAUGAAGGAUGAAACAACUUCAAGAAUGAAGAUACAACAACCUCUGGUGAAUCCACCCUUAGAAGCGAAAAGACAGGAUGUUUCUGUUGAUGUUAACGGAAGUUCUAGUAAUAACUUACCUUUAACAGGAAAGAAAAUCUUGGUGGUUGAGGAUGAUAACAUGUUACUUAUGAUUUGCCUAUUCGUGGUUUCUAAGCUUGGUGCAACCACUUACACAUGCGGAAAUGGUGAAGAAGCUCUAGAUCUUGUCUGCAAAGGCCUUAGUGAUCAACGAGAUAUAGGGCCAUUCACUCCUUCACCACCAUUUGAUUAUAUUAUGAUGGAUUGUCAGGUAAAAUUUGAUUCGUAUUCAUUCUUCUAG